UCACCAUGCAUAUGUAGUUAUGCCUUCCUUGCCUUUCUCCACACCAUCAGAUUUUGAAGAUGGUGCCAUCCAAAAUGAAGUCCCAUUGAAAGAAUGUGAUGUGAUGAAGAGCUGUUGAGUGAGUCACCACAAUUGUGUUGGCAAGGUAGGCUGUGGAACAGGCCAGAUCCUUACGCUUGGCACGAGAGAGCGAAAAGCAAAAGAGGAGAGUGAAGCUGGAGCCAGCAGCACCGCAGUGCUUGGCCAGCCAGCAGGGCUGGGCUGCAGGCACUUUCCUGCUUAACCACUUCAUUGACACAACUCUGCCCAAGUGGAGGCAUUUCCAUGCUGUGCCUUCAUCUGGGCACUGGGAGAUGGGCUUAAGGCGAAUGUAGAGGAUGUGUUCUGUGCAAGGGAUUUAAAAGGUUUUUGCCUCUUUUGUUCUUCCUCUUUUUUUCUUCCUCUAUGUGAUGGUUUAAGAAAUCUUAACAUUUUAUGGGAACUUUAGCCUGGGAGGGGCCCUGAGCAUCUCUAGUCACCUGCCCAAGAAGGCAAGAAGGGGUGAAAUCAUUGGGUUUUUUCUCUCUUUUUUUGUGUGUUAUCCUUUACGCACACAACUGGCUGGUGGCUCCAUCCCUGGGAUUCCUGCUUUGUGCCUCCUGGUGCCUUCCAUUAAGACAGAGCGAAGCUGUCACCAGCUCUGUGUAACAGCGCUGAGCAGUCCCUCAGGAGAGCAAUUUAUAAAUGUGGAUUGGAGACAUUGGCCCCAAGGGGACCGCAUUUAUGUAGGUGUAGAUACACGGCGAGGCCACUAAAUCAGCUACAGCACUAACAGUGGUGGCUGCGCUCCUGCCUAUGACCUAAGGGCUCCUCUCUGUGAGAGGUGAUGCUGCUCAGACAUUUAUUUCUGAGAUCUGCCAUAGUGUUCCCUGUUAUCCACCAUGACAACUACAAGUGCACUUUAAGGACGGGAGAAGGAAGAUGCAGAGAGCAGGAGAUGCAGUUCUGAAUGGUUUCUCUAUUUCCCCGGUGGUCCCUGCAGCUCGUCCUUCGGAGCAGCUGAUAGCUUUGCUCUCUAUUAUUCACUGCUCGUUACUGAUUAAUGGCCUUUAGUGUCAUUGCUUAUUUCAUUUUCCGACCAAUCUGCAAGAUCAGCCAUUAUCUAGGGAAAAAAAACUCUUUCUUUCUGGUGUUAAGUGGUUGGCCAAUGGGGCGAGGGCAGGAUUUGUGUUUAAGAAUGAGAGCAAGAUGCUUUGAAAACUGUAAACCUGCACAGAGAAGAGUCCAGCUAUCACAGGGUGGGUGCUGUGAAGCACGGAGAUAAGUGAGGUUGUCCAAAGAAUAUAAGGACUGAAACCAGAGGCCAGGCAGAACCUCUGAGUUGGCAGCAACAGUGCUGUAGUGGUACAAUAAUGACACAUGGUGGAGGUCUGAUCUCGGGUCAUGCCUCAAGUGUGUGAGACAAAAUGGUAAGUCAGUUCUUUCUUCAGAGCACUUAAAAACCAUGUUAGGAGGCAAGCAGGGCCAGCAGCAGAUGGACAGGGGCUGGCAUGGAGAGGGGGGGCUCAGUGCAGUGAUGAGUGCACGGCUGUCAGGGAUGUGACCUGGGGAAGGAUAACGAGGGGCACAUGGAGCAGUUUGGGACACCCCCCUGAGCGCCAGGGCUGGAACAGGGGAAGGAAUAAAGCACUUUGUUCAGAGGUGUCCCCAGCCUGAUGCAGGUUUUUGGAGCCAUGGGGUGAUGCCUGAUGGGGAGCUGGUGCCCAGCCAAGCUGUGGGUGUAGGGGUGGGGGUAUUCUGGUGGUGCACCCUUGGGUGCAGAAGGGAAGGAGCCAAAUUUUGCUUGCAGCAGUAGGGAAUAUGCUUUGCAGAAGCUUUUCACGUGGCCAUGCUGCAGAACACAGUGUGUGCAAGGGGCAGGAGAAGCUGAGUGGUGUUGUGCAGGUUUUGGUGCAGCUGGAGCCAAGCCUGGGUUUUGCAUCCGCUCCGUCCUAACUGCACGUUGCAAAACAUCUGAGCAAAUCACUGCUGCCCCCUGGAAGGAGCAGGGCUGUGUCCCAGAGCCUGCUAUUCCCAUGGCGUUGAACGUUCUCUGCAAUACCAGCUUUUAUUUAGAACUGAACAUCUGUUCCAGAUGUGGUUAUUCCCUGCCUGUGUUGCUGCUCUCCUGCCAUUGUUGUCCCACUCCACAGCGAAAGGCUGGCAUGAAUUAUUGAAAGAUCAAGCUUAAAUAAAUGAUAAACUGGUACAGUGCGUGCAGUAAGUUUCUGUCAACUCCUUACAGAGUCGCGCUGCCGGCUGCGCUGCGCCCAUGAUGAGCUCGUGUGCUCCGCAGGACCUGCGGCCACGUCUGCCUGAUGGGGCUGAUCGAAGAGCAUGGAGAGGGGCAGCCCCAGCAUGACAGCAACCAGGGGGAUGAGGAGGAGCCACAGCAGAGGAGCCGGCAACCGGAGCUUCCCACCUGGGAGAAGAUGCCAUUCCACCAUGUAACAGCUGGCUUGUUGUACAAAGGCAACUACCUGAACCGAUCGCUCUCCGCUGGCAGCGACAGCGAGCAGCUCGCCAACAUCUCUGUGGAGGAACUGGAUGAAAUCCGUGAAGCUUUUCGGGUGCUGGACAGGGAUGGGAAUGGCUUUAUCUCCAAGCAGGAGCUGGGCAUGGCCAUGCGCUCGUUGGGGUACAUGCCCAGCGAGGUGGAGCUGGCGAUCAUCAUGCAACGCCUGGACAUGGAUGGGGAUGGCCAGGUUGAUUUUGAUGAAUUUAUGACUAUUCUGGGACCUAAGCUGGUAUCAUCGGAAGGCAGAGAUGGCUUUCUGGGAAACACAAUAGACAGCAUAUUCUGGCAGUUUGACAUGCAGAGGAUAACACUAGAAGAGCUGAAGCACAUCCUGUACCACGCCUUCCGGGACCACCUAACGAUGAAGGACAUUGAGAACAUCAUUAUCAACGAGGAGGAGAGUUUAAAUGAAAACUCCGGCAACUGCCAAACAGAGUUUGAAGUGCACGCCCAGAAGCAGAACAGACAGACCUGCGUCCGGAAGAGCCUUAUCUGCGCAUUUGCCAUGGCCUUUAUUAUAAGCGUGAUGCUGAUUGCGGCCAACCAGAUCCUGCGGAGCGGCAUGGAGUAGCCUCUCACCAUGACACUGUGACCCAAACUGACCAUGCAUGCGCAUGCCACCGGGUGAGCUUCCCCCGAACCGACUCUCACACGGCAAAGAGACAGAGGCGGGCAGAUAACGCACCAUUCGACAAGGAGCCUGGGGGCCAGCAGCGUAACGUGUCUUGUGAAUCAACUACAUCCUUUUGGCAGGGACAUAAAAGGGCUGUCUUAACGCUUUAAAGGUUUUUUGUUUCCUAAUGCAAUAAAAAUAAAAAGAUAAACAUACAGAAGUCCCGAAUUAUUGCUUCAGAGCAGCAAUGGUAACUUGGAAGACGCUUUCAUCCAGCGGUCUGCUUUGCAGUUGUAAGGAGGCACAGCCUUGUGACUCACUGCAGCGGGGCUGUCUUUUAACCUAGGGGCCGACUGACUAUGCCGCAUAGCUCCCCGGCGGGCCCACCUUCCCAGGAAGUUGACCGUAGCAUUGCCACAAGCAAGUCCUGUUCGUUUCGUUUCAUGUCCUUUGGCUUCACUUUCUUUUUCCCUUAUGACCAUGCCUUUGAGUUUACGGCAUUAGAGGGGAGCUAGAGCAUCCUUGUACAGUAUUUUCUGAGUAAAGAAGAGGAGAAUUUGCCAGCAUCAUACAGAAUUUCUAUUUUUGCUUCACAAACGUCGCCUUUGACACAAGACUGUGGGGUAGCAGGAGUCUGUUUGCCAUUUCUUUCCCACCAAGAAUCAGGGCUGAAGAACCAUCCCCCCUCCCAACUUUCCCACAUGGGCAUUCCUGAGAUUUGUGCAGUCUUCCAGCCAGCUCUGCAACCACCAGCGCCAGUUGAAACUGCCUCUGUUUGGUCCCAUCUAUACAUUCAACAUUUGCUUUCCAGUAGUUUUGCCCUUCUGCUGUAACAGUCGUCAGUAACCUUAUUGAGACCAAAACCACUGAGAAAGCUCUCAGCUUUUCUCCCUGCUCCUUGACUGCCCAAUUUUUACUUACUUCAUUCUUGUAAUUGCAGUGAAACCUCUGCAUCCAGCACCUUCUCAUGGGAGAAGUUACAUUUUCAUGUGUACGGUGAGGUGGGAUUUGACCAGCAAGUCGCUCCAUCCCUCAUGGUCCCACUGUCACCACCGCUGCACAUCCCAUGGACCGGCUGAAAGAGGGUGAUCAGAAAACCAGGCUGCUGCAAGAAAAGAAGGAAUCAAGCGCGAUCAUGCCACCAUAUGUUCCGUAGUGUGUCAGACUUUCAGAUCCCACAAGCGUUAGUUAUUUUUCCUGGAAGAGAUUUUAAUGAGCAGCAAGGAGAGGAUGGAGUGAUGCAGACCAGAGGCACAGCGUGUCCUGUGGAGCCAGGAUUACAUCUGAAACCAUUUCUGCUUUUAAACCUGACACAAAUCCUUGCAUUUACCUUUGGAUGCACUGUACACCUGUGUGUCACUCCAGGAGGGAUCUGGUCCCCUUGCCCUGAUGGGUGAUGGCUGCGUUUGGUGCACCAGGAGCAUUGGCGUGGGGUUGGAGUGGUGGUGGCUUCUGCUGGCAGCUGGGUGAGCUCCAGAAACACGAUGGAGCAGCAAGAUCUCACUCCUGUGAAUGUAGAGGACUGUUUCCAAUGUCACGAGAAGGGGCAGGAUGGCUCCCAAAGGGGCUGUGGACCGUGAGCUGCACUUGUCCUACACGGUGACCAUUGUCUCAAGCCUGGAUCCAUUCCAAAGACUCAUUUCUGCUCUUUGUUCUUGGUUACAAGUUCAUUUGACCUGUAUUUUUCUAGUAACCUGAUUUGAAAAUGUAAUUCCCAUUGUUCUGUCUCCCACCACCCCUUAAAUCUCAUGUAUCUGCUUAGGAUUUUGCCUCUAGGUGUGUGCUGCGAUUUACCACCUUCACAACACUGCUGUUUUCCUGGUGCCCCCCCUCCAUUUCCAAAGAUGACAGCUGUCAUUUCCAAGGCAGCUGAGUCGUUUUUCUGCCUUUCACAAACACACAUUUCUGUAUUUCUGUUCUGCUGUGACUAAUAGAGGUCAGCUACAAAAUACUGUGCAGAAAUUGUUACAUCUCACAGAAGAUGGAGGGAUUUGUGUUUGCUGUAGGGCAGGACCAGACUUCAAACCAACAGCAGAAAAUGAUAGGCAAGCUCUGAGCACAGAAUUCACACUGGUGGGGAACUCAGGGUUGCUCCCAAAACUCACUGUGUUGGACAUUGAAGAUAAGGAGCUUGGAGAUCCUUUUGAGGGGACCGCCAUCCGUGUUUUUAGGUCUCAGGAGCAUAUUAAAGCUGGGAACAGAAGAAAAAAGUCUAAACGUUACUUGCCACUGAGUGGUACUUACUUACUACCUUUUCUUUUUUUCUUUCGGUGGGUUUCUUUGUGUUCCCCUGGGACAGUGCUGGAGUGAAUGUGGGAAGCAGAGCAGAUGGAGCUGGAGCCGAGGUGGGCACCAACCCACCAGCCCCACUCAACUCAGCAGCUCCAAAGCGGUGCCUCUUUGCAUAGCACAGAAAGACAAGUAAAACACGUAGACCAGGCAUUUCUCCACAUUCUUCUCACUCAUCCGACAGCUAACACCAGGCAGACUCCAAUUAUAACAGCUACCUUACAGACAAGAUAAUCUUUUCCAUUCCUUCAAGAUUUCUGGAAGGCUCUGUAAUUUCUACACGCAUGUUUCAUAAAAACUUUUGUAAAUACAGUCAUUGUUCAGCACAGUUCUUCACCUUGAACACCCAUUUGUAAAACCAAACCUAUAAUUAAUAUAUUGGUAAAAGCCAUAGCCUGGGGUCAGUAGAGUUCAUUGCAAAACUCCCCACUGAUUUUACUGGGUACGGGAUUUGGGGAUUUUUAGUUUUACUUUUUUUCUGUGGGGAACCCAAUGUAUCCAUUAUGAGUGAGUGCCAUGUCUUUGCAGAGGUCUCUUUUUCCUUCCUACACCAGCCUUUCUUCAUCUAAAGCAUCCCAAUGUCAGCCCUUCUUUCAUUAGUCAGGCUCAUCAAGUAACUAGUGGCAGUGUAGGAUGGAUCAGGCCACACUAUUUCAACCCUUCCUCUCCCAGCCAACUUCCAAUGUUGCUUUCCCGUCCAUCCUAGCCAGAAGCAUUGGAGCUUUGUCUCCUGCUUAUCUCCCUGGUUCCAUUUAUGUAACAUCCAUUUAUCUUUUUUUUUUUCCCCUUUUUCCUCCUUUAUAAGAGGGGGGGGGAAAAGGACUUUUUAUUGCUUUUACAGACAGUAGGUAAAAAUAGAGCGAUAAAGUUUUGAUUGGAACCUGAUGGCAAAGGUUUAGGAGGAAGAAAGUAGAAGAAUAAAGAAAUAAAAAAAAUCAAAAAACCCACAUCCCCUACUUUAAAAAAAAAGAAGAAGAAGAAAGAAAGGAAAAAAACCUAUUUAAGUGCUAAUUAACAUACUUUAAAAAAUACCCAGACUGCAGCAGCACUAGGUAGAGCUGUCAGAAAAAGCACUAAACUUCUGCUCUUGCCAGUUACAUGAGAAUUUAAGUGUCUUUUCAGCACUGCAGUUCUGUAUGAAAAGGAGAUUGCUAUGGCAACCCUCGCUGUUCGUGACAUGUGUGCCACAAAGUCGGAGCGACACGCAGCAAUUGCAAAUGCACUCCCAGCCAAACCAAGGCUGGACAAACAACUUCCAGCAGCCUGGGACAGCCUUCAGGCUCAAAGAUGAGCAAAUUAUCAACAAAUUCAGAGCACCCCAAAGGCAAUUCUGUUGGCUUAGCCAUAAGAAAAAUAAAAAUUAAUACAAGGUGUGUAAUUAAACAGAACAACACACAGGGAAGGGAAGCUAGAGCUGAAUAUCUGGGCAUCGUGCUCAGAUGUUUCAUACACAAUGUUGAGUUCAUUGGGAGCUCACUUUGGAUGUGACGAACUAGUAGGGCUGGAUGUUAGGAGCUUCACAACAGAGAUUCUCAUCAGCUCUGCGACAGAUUAGUUACAUACAUAUGCACUGUUUUAAGCUGAGACCAAGUAAUAAGACAUAGAAUAGUGAGGAAGUAAGUCAAGAACAGAUAAAAAGCAUUCCUAAGGGUGCUACUUGAGAUGGAUAAAGUCUUUUUGACAGAUUUGGAUGAGCAAAGUACCUACUGGCAAGCACUAUAUUCUAUGGAAAGAACACACAUCUUUUACCUGCUGCUAAAGACCAAAACAUCUCCUGGGACACUCAGAGGACUGUCCAAAGCCAUCCAAGGUCCAGUGCUGGCUUUGCUUGGGAUGACACAAUGCUUUGUGAGGUGCCUGGCACACAGAAACUUGCAGCUUUUUCCAUGAAAGACUCUCUUAUCCUGCACGUAGCACACACGUGCACAAGCAAAUAGCUCUGCCAGGAGCUGUCAUCACACAAGCAAGAGGUUCACAGUCCCAAAUCAGACUUAGAUCUGCGAAGAGAGAAGCAGUAGGAGGAAUAUAUUAAGAUCAUUAAGAAUGAAGUUCCCAAUUUUAUCCACCCGUGUAAUAAAUUAUUUAGUUCCUGCUUUAUGGAUGACUAUUUGAAAGGAGAAAAACCAACUCUUCUAAAAUGAGAAUCUGAUAAAGUAUCUUUUAUCUUGGCUCUGAAUCAUGCUUACAUUCCAUAGAUGAAGAUGUACAGAACUUGCUGGUUUUCAAUCUAUUAUUUUACUGUGCCGAGUUCUGACAGUACAAUUACAUUUCCUUGGCAUCACUUAAAACCUAUUACUUUCCCAGGAACAAAGGAAUUUAAUACAGAAGAAGAAAAGGCUCAAAACACUUCUAUCUUUCUGUGUUGUUGGCUGUUAUCAAGAACAAAUCUUGUUUAUCUCCAGUUCAAGGAGGAUAUUUUAGGCAGUUCCACAAAACGUAGAGAUUCACCAAAAGCAAAAUGGACAGAAAAUCUGACAGCAAUGCUUUAACUGGAAGGAGACUUUACUCCUAUUCAUCCAAUGGCAAAAGUCUGAAAAACUGUCUCAAUUUGGUAUCUUCACUAUAAAGAAUUUCAGCCCCAAAAGGGAGG
Molecule: messenger RNA, 8028 nt
Organism: Coturnix japonica (Japanese quail)
Lineage: Eukaryota; Metazoa; Chordata; Aves; Galliformes; Phasianidae
Source: RefSeq, a predicted model, not a curated record